AUUCUUAACACAACCUAAAGCUGCUGUGCCAUUGUCUGCUGACCCCUCAAAAAUCCAAAAGACAUCAUCUGCGUUGAACGCUGAGAUCCAUUUGAAGACCCCAAGAUGUCCGUUAACCCGGCUCACUACUGCCCCCGUAUCCAAGGCAUGGUUAACAACACAAUCAAGCCCAACUCAACCGCUGCAGGGAUAACACCUCUGGGAGUCUUCACCAUCUUUCUCCAUGGCUUGUUCUCCACCACCGGUAUCGUGGAAAACCUUCUGAUUCUCAUUGUGGUGGGCUUCCGUGUACGCCGUUCUGUGCUUAGCAUCUGGAUACUCAACCUAGCAGCAUCGGAUCUGUUAGCCACCUCCUCCCUGCCUGUUUUUACCCUCUUUCUCGCCAAUGGUAAAACUUGGGAACUCGGUCACUCCUUUUGUCGCAUUCACUCCUCUGUCUUCUUUCUCAACAUGUUUGUUAGCGGCUUCCUGCUAGCUGCUAUCUCCUUGGAUCGCUGCCUUGUUGUGCUAAAACCGGUUUGGGCUCAAAACUACCGCACCAAACAACUAGUUGUCAAAAUUUGCGGAAUAAUAUGGUUCAUGGCUUUUCUGUGUACUAUUCCUUUUUACAUUUUCCGUGAUGCCAUACCACAACGCAAUGGGAAUACGCAAUGUUACUACCACUAUGCUCGCUGGCUUCCAAGUGGACCUUUUAACAUGGUAGAGUUGUGUGAAUAUCGUGAAAAGACCUUUGCGAUUUUUAAGCUAAUGUUUGCAUUCGUGAUUCCAUUGGUUGUCAUCGUUUUGAGCUACAUUGUCGUGAAUACUCUCUUAGCGCGUAGAGGUUGUCGCCGCUCUUACCGUUUUGUCCGGCUAGUCAUUGCGGUUGUGGUUAGCUUUAUCAUCUGCUGGGCUCCUUACCACUGGCUGAGCGUCAUGGAGGUUUCUUUGCCACUACGGCAUCCAUCGCAAAUAUUCAUAGCUAAAGCGUUACCGUCUGCGGCUACGAUUGGAUUUCUCAACAGCGUCCUCAACCCUAUUUUGUACGUGUUCAGCUGCCCCGAUUUAUGCACAAAGAUAAGGCAUUCUCUGAGUGCUGUCAUGGAAACCGUUUUGGUAGAAGAUUUGGCUGAGUUUGCAAGGCGUAGGAGCACCAUGAGGAGUUCCAUCAGCAGCCAUGAAGUCCCGCUCAGAAAGAAGAAUUCGGUUUCGGCGAUAUGCACCAAAUCAGAGACAGAGAUGAGUGAGGCAAUUUCUUCUGACAAGGGUGAAGUGAACAGUAGUGAGGACAGGGAGAAUAAGCUCUAA
Periophthalmus magnuspinnatus is the source of this 1287-nucleotide messenger RNA. RefSeq names its product prostaglandin D2 receptor 2-like. Lineage: Eukaryota; Metazoa; Chordata; Actinopteri; Gobiiformes; Gobiidae. The record is from RefSeq and is a predicted model, not a curated record. Gene Ontology annotation, biological process: complement receptor mediated signaling pathway; positive regulation of cytosolic calcium ion concentration; inflammatory response. The transcript is spliced from 2 exons. Gene Ontology annotation, cellular component: plasma membrane. Gene Ontology annotation, molecular function: complement receptor activity; G protein-coupled receptor activity. The coding region runs from base 106 to 1287 and encodes 393 amino acids.